CUUGUGGAGUACAGCACAUGCUGAAAGCCUCUUAUCUUCUACAGCUGAGGUAUCCCUUGCUUUUCAUCACCCUCUGAUUUUUGUCUUCUGCGGCUGGAUUUUUGGCAGUGUUUAGCUUAAACAAAUAGGAUUGCAUUUCAGUAGCUGAUGGUUUCUAGUUGAGGAACAUACUAAAUGUCGGACGUAAUGAAGACUGUACAAAGAAAUAUUUCUGUGAAGCACAGGAAAAUUAUUCGAGCCGAGCAAGGGAAGAAGACAUUCUGCAAAUGCAAUCAGGGCUGCUAGAAAUGCAAAAUUCAACAGAUUUGGAAUGGGUUGCACUACAAGCGUGGUUCUCUUUAAAGGCAUCCGGACAGUUUUUGAGAGAAACUGUGGUUAUAUUUGCAAACUGCAAGGGGAAAACAAUGCCCUUGAAUAUACAGCAUUCAGCUUGCCAAAUGAAGAUUCAGGAAUAUUGGUUCAUUCAUCCCUGGCAAAACCAAAGCUCAUAGAACCAAUAGACUAUGAAAAUGUCAUCGUUCAGAGGAAAACACAAAUUUUGAAUGAUGCCUUACGGGAAAUGCUACUGUUCCCUUAUGAUGACUUUCAGACAGCAUUAUUGAAACGUCAGAGUCGAUACAUUCAUUCAACAGUUCCUGAAAAUGCGGAGAAAGAAGCUCAAAGCUUGUUUGUAACUGAGUGCAUCAAAACCUACAAUUCAGACUGGCACGUUGUUAACUAUAGAUAUGAAGAUUACUCAGCAGAAUUUCGACAGCUUCCAAAUAAAGGGACAAAACCGGAGAAGCUUCCAGUGCAUUUAUAUGAAGUGGAUGAAGAAGCAGACAAAGAUGAGGAUGCAGCAUCUCUUGGGUCUCAGAAGGGGGGAAUAACAAAACAAGGAUGGCUGUACAAAGGCAACAUGAAUAGUGCAAUCAGUGUGACAAUGAGAUCAUUUAAAAGAAGAUUUUUCCAUUUAAUCCAACUUGGUGAUGGAUCCUAUAAUCUCAAUUUCUACAAAGAUGAAAAAAUAUCAAAAGAACCCAAAGGAUCAAUAUUUCUAGAUUCGUGCAUGGGAGUGGUUCAGAACAAUAAAGUCAGACGUUUUGCAUUUGAGCUCAAGAUGCAAGACAAGAGUAGUUACCUUUUAGCUGCAGACAGUGAAAUUGAGAUGGAAGAAUGGAUAAACACUCUGAACAAAAUCCUUCAGCUUAACUUUGAGGCUGCAAUGCAAGAAAAGAGAAAUGGAGAAUCUCAUGAAGAUGAUGAACAAAGCAAAAUGGAAAGCUCAUCAAGUAGCUUUGAUAACUACUAUCCUGAAAUUGCCAAGAGUACCAGAGAAGCAGAAAUAAAGAUCAAAAGUGAAAGCAGAGUUAAACUUUUUGCCUUGGAUCCAGAUGCGCAGAAACUUGACUUUUCUGGUAUUGAACCAGAAGUGAAGCCAUUUGAAGAGAAGUUUGGAAAAAAAAUUCUUGUGAAGUGUAAUGAUUUAUCUUUCAAUUUGCAAAGCUGUGUUGCUGAAAAUGAAGAAGGACCAACAACAAAUGUAGAACCUUUCUUUGUCACAUUAUCACUAUUUGAUAUUAAAAACAACCGGAAGAUUUCAGCAGAUUUCCAUGUUGAUUUGAACCACACAUCAGUAAGGCACAUGAUAUCCAAUGCACCUCAACAAAUGAUGAAUGGCAGUGGUGAUAGUUCACACAGAAUUCAAGACAUUUAUGAAACAAUGUUACAAUAUCCAAAGCAGGGAAUAUUUUCAGUCACGUGUCCUCAUCCUGACAUUUUCCUCGUGGCUAGAAUAGAAAAAGUCUUACAGGGAAGUAUCACACAUUGCGCUGAGCCAUACAUGAAAAGUUCAGAUUCUUCAAAGGCUGCACAGAAAGUUUUGAAGAAUGCUAAGCAGGCAUGCCAGAGACUAGGUCAAUAUAGAAUGCCUUUUGCCUGGGCAGCUAGGACAUUGUUUAAAGAUGCCUCGGGAACACUGGACAAAAAUGCAAGAUUUUCACCUCUUUUCAGACAAGACAGUAAUAAACUUUCAAAUGAAGACAUGCUGAAAUCGUUAGCAGAUUUCCGGAAGCCUGAAAAGAUGGCCAAGCUUCCUGUUAUUUUAGGAAAUCUGGAUGUUACAAUUGAUAAUGUGUCACCAGAUUUUCCAAAUUAUGUUAAUUCAUCAUACAUUCCUAUGAAACAGUUUGAAAAUAGUACCAAGACACUAGUAACACUUGAAAUAGAGGAAUUUGUUCCCUGUAUACCAAGACACACUCAGCCUUUUACCAUCUACAACAAUCAUCUUUAUGUUUAUCCAAAGCACUUGAAAUAUGACAGUCAAAAGUCUUUUGCAAAGGCUAGAAAUAUUGCAGUAUGCAUUGAGUUCAAGGAUUCUGAUGAAGAGGAUUCUUUGCCUUUAAAGUGUAUCUAUGGUAGACCAGGCGGACCAGUAUUUACUAGAAGUGCAUUUGCUGCUGUUUUGCAUCACCACCAAAAUCCGGAAUUUUAUGAUGAGAUUAAAAUAGAAUUGCCCACUCAGUUACAUGAAAAGCACCAUUUGUUAUUCACCUUCUACCAUGUCAGCUGUGACAAUUCAAGCAAAGGGAGUACAAAGAAGAAAGAUGUUGUUGAAACACAAGUUGGCUAUUCUUGGCUUCCACUAAUAAAAGAUGGAAGAGUGGUGACAAAUGAGCAACACAUUCCAGUGUCAGCAAAUCUUCCACCAGGCUAUCUUAGUUAUCAAGAAGUGGGGGUUGGAAAGCAUUCUGGUCCUGAAAUUAAAUGGGUAGAUGGAGGCAAACAGCUGUUAAAAAUAUCCACUCAUCUGGUGUCAACUGUGUAUACACAGGACCAGCAUUUGCAUAAUUUUUUUCAGUACUGUCAGAAAACGGAAUCUGGAGCUCGUGCACUAGGAACUGAUCUAGUAAAAUAUCUUAAGAGCCUUCAUGCUAUGGAAGGCCAUGUGAUGAUAGCUUUCCUGCCAACUGUUCUCAAUCAGUUGUUUAGAGUUCUCACUAGAGCAACCCAAGAGGAAGUUGCAGUCAAUGUGACAAGGGUUAUUAUCCAUAUUGUUGCACAGUGUCAUGAAGAAGGCUUGGAUAGCUACUUGAGAUCUUAUGUCAAGUAUGCUUAUAAAGCUGAACCCUAUGUUGCUUCUGAAUAUAAGACAGUACAUGAAGAAUUGACAAAGUCCAUGACAACAAUUCUAAAGCCAUCUGCUGACUUUCUUACAAGCAACAAGCUACUUAAGUAUUCCUGGUUCUUCUUUGAAGUUCUGAUAAAAUCAAUGGCUCAGUAUUUGAUAGAAAACUCUAAAGUGAAGCUCUUGCGAAACCAGAGAUUUUCCGCUUCCUUUCAUCAUGCAGUUGAGACGGUUGUUAAUAUGCUAAUGCCACACAUCACUCAGAAGUACAGAGACAAUCCAGAGGCUUCAAAAAAUGCCAACCAUAGCCUUGCUGCCUUUAUAAAAAGGUGUUUUACUUUUAUGGACAGAGGUUUUGUUUUCAAGCAAAUCAAUAACUACAUCAGCUGCUUUACACCAGGAGAUCCAAAGACUCUUUUUGAAUUCAAAUUUGAAUUUCUCCGUGUAGUCUGUAAUCAUGAGCACUACAUACCUUUGAAUCUACCAAUGCCAUUUGGAAAAGGCAGAGUUCAGAGAUACCAAGACCUUCACCUGGACUAUUCACUAACAGAUGAGUUCUGUAAGAAUCACUUCUUAGUGGGACUGCUUCUAAGGGAGGUGGGAAAUGCAUUACAGGAGUUCAGAGAAGUGCGGCAGAUUGCUAUUAGUGUGCUCAAGAAUUUGAUGAUAAAGCAUUCUUUUGAUGAUAGAUAUGCUUCCAGGAGCCAUCAAGCAAGAAUAGCCACUAUGUACUUGCCACUCUUUGGACUGCUUAUAGAAAAUGUUCAACGGAUCAAUGUUAAAGAUGUGUCUCCAUUUCCUGUUAAUCCUUCAAGCAAUAGUGCAAAGGAUGAUGCACUUAAUUUGCCGACUGCAAAUCAACUAGUAACACCACAAAAAUCAGUAAACACAUUGGAUAACAAUCUUCCUAAAGAUCUGUUUGGUGUUAUCUCUGGCAUUGCUUCCCCGUACACCACAUCAACUCCAAAUAUUAAUUGUGUGAGGAAUGCUGACUCAAGAGGCUCUCUUAUAAGUACAGACUCGGGAAACAGUCUUCCUGAAAGACACAGUGACAAAAGCAAUUCCCUUGACAAGAACCAACAGAGCAGCACUUUAGGAAGUUCUGUUGUUCGAUAUGACAAACUUGACCAAGCAGAAAUCAAGAGUCUGCUCAUGUGUUUCCUUCAUAUCUUAAGAAGUAUGUCAGAGGAUGCAUUGUUUACAUAUUGGAACAAGGCUACAAAAUCUGAACUAAUGGACUUUUUCACUAUUACAGAAGUAUGCUUACAUCAGUUCCAGUACAUGGGAAAACGAUACAUAGCCAGGAACCAGGAGGGGUUGGGAUCCAUAGUUCAUGAUCGAAAAUCUCAGACAUUGCCUGUUUCCCGUAACAGAACAGGAAUGAUGCAUGCCAGAUUGCAGCAGCUGAGCAGCCUGGAUAACUCUCUCACUUUUAACCACAGCUAUGGCCAUUCAGAUGCAGAUGUUCUUCACCAGUCUUUACUUGAAGCAAAUAUUGCCACUGAAGUUUGCCUUACAAUUCUGGAUACUCUGUCAUUAUUCACAAUGGCUUUUAAGAAUCAACUGCUGACUGAUCAUGGGCAUAACCCACUGAUGAAAAAAGUAUUUGAUGUGUACCUCUGCUUCCUUCAAAAGAAUCAGUCUGAAACAGCACUGAAAAAUGUCUUCAUUGCUUUAAGGGCACUUAUUUAUAAGUUUCCUUCUACGUUUUAUGAAGGUAGAGCUGAUAUGUGUUCUGCCCUGUGCUAUGAGAUUCUGAAAUACUGUAAUUCAAAAUUGAGCUCCAUUCGUACUGAAGCUUCACAGUUACUGUAUUUCUUAAUGAGAAAUAAUUUUGAUUACACAGGGAAGAAAUCUUUUGUUAGGACACAUCUGCAAGUUAUUAUUUCAGUAAGCCAGUUGAUUGCUGAUGUUGUUGGAAUUGGAGGAACUAGAUUUCAGCAGUCCCUUUCCAUCAUCAAUAAUUGUGCCAAUCACGACAGAAUUAUUAAGCACACCACAUUCCCUUCUGACGUUAAGGAUUUAACAAAACGGAUUCGUACAGUACUGAUGGCUACAGCUCAGAUGAAGGAGCAUGAGAAUGAUCCAGAAAUGCUUGUAGACCUCCAGUACAGUUUGGCAAAGUCUUAUGCUAGUACACCUGAACUAAGGAAGACGUGGUUAGACAGCAUGGCAAGGAUCCAUGUUAAAAACGGGGAUCUUUCAGAGGCAGCAAUGUGCUAUGUCCAUGUAGCAGCACUGGUUGCAGAAUAUCUCACACGGAAAGGGAUGUUUAGGCAAGGCUGUACUGCUUUCAGAGUAAUCACACCUAAUAUAGAUGAAGAAGCUUCAAUGAUGGAGGAUGUUGGAAUGCAGGAUGUUCACUUUAACGAAGAUGUGCUGAUGGAAUUGUUGGAGCAGUGUGCUGAUGGACUCUGGAAGGCAGAACGCUAUGAACUGAUUGCUGACAUAUAUAAACUUAUAAUUCCCAUUUAUGAAAAACGGAGAGAUUUUGAGAGGCUUGCUCAUUUAUAUGAUACUCUUCAUCGAGCAUACAGCAAAGUAACAGAAGUUAUGCAUACAGGCAAGAGACUGCUGGGAACUUAUUUCAGGGUAGCAUUCUUUGGACAGGGAUUCUUUGAGGAUGAAGAUGGAAAGGAAUAUAUAUAUAAAGAGCCUAAACUCACUCCUCUUUCAGAAAUUUCUCAGAGACUCCAAAAACUCUACUCUGACAAAUUUGGAUCUGAAAAUGUCAAAAUGAUUCAGGAUUCUGGCAAAGUAAAUCCAAAGGAUUUAGAUUCAAAAUAUGCAUAUAUUCAAGUUACGCAUGUAAUUCCAUACUUUGAAGAAAAAGAGUUGCAGGAAAGAAAAACAGAUUUUGAAAGGACUCAUAACAUUCGCCGCUUUAUGUUUGAGAUGCCUUUUACUCAAGCUGGUAAAAGACAAGGAGGAGUAGAAGAACAGUGUAAACGACGGACCAUUUUGACAGCUAUACAUUGUUUCCCAUAUGUGAAGAAGCGCAUUCCAGUAAUGUACCAGCACCAUACUGAUUUAAACCCAAUUGAAGUAGCCAUUGAUGAAAUGAGUAAAAAAGUCACAGAACUCAGACAGCUCUGUGCUUCAGCUGAAGUAGAUAUGAUCAAAUUGCAGCUGAAGCUACAAGGAAGUGUCAGUGUUCAGGUUAAUGCUGGUCCACUAGCAUAUGCAAGAGCUUUCUUAGAUGACACAAACACCAAAAGAUAUCCAGACAAUAAAGUGAAGCUCCUAAAGGAAGUUUUUAGGCAAUUUGUUGAAGCUUGUGGGCAUGCUCUCGGUGUAAAUGAGCGACUUAUAAAGGAAGAUCAGUUGGAAUAUCAAGAAGAAAUGAAAGCCAACUACAGAGAAAUGGCGAAAGAGCUUUCUGAAAUAAUGCAUGAACAAAUUACUCCGGUUGAAGAAAAGGCCAAUGUUAUGCCCAAUUCGCUACACAUUUUCAACGCCAUAAGUGGAACUCCAACAAGCACAACAGUUCAUGGGAUGCCCAGUUCUUCUUCAGUUGCAUGAUUGUUUUGUAAAGUAUGGUGUUUGGUUUUGGGGGUUGGGGGCUUUGUUUGUUUGUUCGUUUGUUUUUUGUUUUUUUUAAAUAUGUGGAUUUGCUUCAUUGUGUGCAAGCUCAGGAUGAUUUUGAAGCUAAACGUUGGGCACGUACAAACUGCAUUAUUCAUAUGAAAGUCUGAGCACACUUAGAUAUCAAGGUAGACAGUGAUAAGCAAAUAGCAAUUACUGGUAAUAGUUUUUUAGAGUAAGUAAAGGAGGCGCACAUAUAUUUUUUAAUCUUGCUGGUAACAUUUAAAAUAUUCACAGUGUCAUCGCAAAAGUGCGUAUUGGGAAAUUAUAAUAUUGAAGUAAAUUUUUCUUUUUUGUUAGGAAGUAUUAUUAAAACGAAUUGCACAUUACAAAAAGUGUUGUGGGAUGUAAUUUUGCAGAUAUGUAACAUUCAGGUGUUCUUUUUGUGUAUGGCACAUAGAGAUUGAUUUCAAGUACAAGAACUAUUUUGGGACUAGACAGAGACACUAGUUUUUUGGGUUUAAUGGAACUGACAAUAGUAGUUUUUGUACCAUUUGGCAAAUUGUUGUGCUUUAUUUUAUACCUUGUUGCAUUUUGGAAGUACGUGAGCUUGGAUCUUACUAAACAACUAAAUACAACCAAAGGUCUGUAUUAAUGAACACGGAGUUAUUCUAAAAUAUCAAUAGUAUAGUAAACUGUUAUGUACAUAUUGUUUGUUAAUACAGUCCAUGCAGUCUGUACAUAAAUGUAUUACAUUUCUAAACAUUUUUUAAUAUUCAUACCAGCUCUUAUCAUGCUUUCAGUUUAUUGUGAAAAUUGCUCAUUCCAAGUAUACGCAGACUUUACAGUUCAUUUAUUCCUGUAUAUAAAUAAGUGCAAUAUAAAGAUGUAUACAGUCUUUGCUAUGUUAGGUUUAUAUGCAUUUAUUAAAAGAAAAAAAAAAACUUUUUUGCCAAAGCAAUGAAGUAUGUAAUUGGUGAUCAUGGUUACUGUGGUAAAUGGUGGUAUAAUUUAAAGCUUUUUCCAUAUUCUUAUUCUUUUAAGACAUUAAUUUAGUAAUUUUAUAUUUGGGGAAAAUAAAGGUUUUUAAUUUUAUUUAACUGGAAGCACUGUCCUGCUGUAAUUAAACAUUCUGUACUACAUCUAUAUUAAAAGGAAAAAAGUA
Messenger RNA from Cygnus atratus (black swan), 7796 nucleotides. It is a transcript of the gene DOCK9, whose product is annotated as dedicator of cytokinesis 9. Lineage: Eukaryota; Metazoa; Chordata; Aves; Anseriformes; Anatidae. The record is from RefSeq and is a predicted model, not a curated record. The transcript is spliced from 53 exons. Gene Ontology annotation, biological process: positive regulation of GTPase activity; small GTPase-mediated signal transduction. Bases 311 to 6628 code for a protein of 2105 amino acids. Gene Ontology annotation, molecular function: guanyl-nucleotide exchange factor activity.